Messenger RNA from Lethenteron reissneri (Far Eastern brook lamprey), 3456 nucleotides. RefSeq names its product ubiquitin carboxyl-terminal hydrolase 14-like. Gene Ontology annotation, biological process: regulation of proteasomal protein catabolic process; protein deubiquitination; proteasome-mediated ubiquitin-dependent protein catabolic process. The record is from RefSeq and is a predicted model, not a curated record. Gene Ontology annotation, molecular function: cysteine-type deubiquitinase activity; proteasome binding; protein binding. NCBI's taxonomy places the organism in Eukaryota, Metazoa, Chordata, Hyperoartia, Petromyzontiformes, Petromyzontidae.
UCGCGCGCUCUGCCCCCGUCUCUCCCCAUCCCUCUCCAGAUCUUUCCAUCUCGUCUCCCGGGUGCGCGCCGUGUGUCUGCCACCCUCGGUAGGGCUCUCGCCGCGUGUAACCAAUUCUCUCGCGGCAGCUGCCAAACCAUCGUGUCAGCAGACACAACAGCAGUAGCAGCAAAGCCGUUUCAUCCUGGUACAACUUUAGCAGCUCGUCCAGACGCAACCCCCAGUGGACGAGUCACUUCAGUGGCCACUCACUCACACACUCAGCCAGCCAGCAUCGCCUGCCAACUCUACUGCGUUGAUGUGAAGGUGCUGUUGGAGCUUGCCAUGCCUCUGUACUCGGUGCGGGUCAAGUGGGGCCGCCAACUCCACUGCGUCACGGAGCUCGACUCGAGCCGCCCGCCGCUUGCGUUCAAGUCUCGCCUCUUCUCCCUCACCGGCGUGCGCCCCGAGCGACAGAGAGUGGUGCUGCUUGGCACACAGCUCAAGGACCACAGCUGGGGCAUAUUGAAGCUGAGAGACGGUGUGACGGUGCUGCUCGUUGGCACGACGGACGAGCUGCCCCUGGUGCCACCGGAUCGGCCCCUGUUUGCGGAGGACGUGUCUCGAGCAGGGCACCUCCCGUCUGCGCUGGCGCCACCCGUUGGGCUGCUGAACCUGGGGAGGAGCUGCUACCUGAGCGCCGUCGUGCAGUGCCUGGGCAGCAUCCCCGAGCUCCGAGCGGCACUCGCCGGGUUCACGGAACGUCGGACAGAGCGAGGGGGAACAGAGGCUGCCGGGACCUUCACUGCAGCGCUACGCGACCUCUUCGACUCGAUGGCCCGCGCCACCGUCUCGGUGGACACCUCCUCCUCCUCCUCGUCGCCCUCGUCUCGCCUGGCCCAGGAGCUGCACCGCAUGAUGACGCGGGGAGAUGCCCGGGGACCCUACGCCGCCCUCGCCGACUCCGACGACCCGGCCGAUGCGGUCCAUCCCCGCUCCCCCGCCGAGGGGCGACCCACGCCGACUCUACCGCCCGUCGCGCUCUGGAAGGCCCUGCACCGCGCCGCGCCCGACUUCGCGCGCACGGGGCACGACGGCCUUCACCUGCAGCAGGACGUUGCCGAGUGCUGGACACGAGUGCUGCGGCUGCUGAGGGAGACGCUGCAAGUCGAAGAUCCGGCCUGGGCCGACCCGGAAGUGUGGGUGGACGGAGAUGGAAAGUUGAACUUCGUCGAGCAGUUCUUCGGGGUGAAGGUGGACAAGAAGAAGACGCAGCAUUCGCUGGAGAAUGGAAAGAGCAGAGAGAGUGGAGAGACCCGGGACAAUGGAGAGACCCAGAACAACGGGGAGACCGCAGAGACCCAGAGAAGGAGAGAGACUCAGGGAAACAAGGAAGUCCCAGAGAAAGGAAAGACACACGAAGUCAAAGAGACCACGAGAAAGGGAGAGAGCCAUCACAAUGGAGAGACCCAGGAGACGGGGGAGACCCGCGUUUCUCUCAUCGAGCUCCGCCGUGCGACGAGCGACUCGGGCUCCACGCUGGACUUCUCGGCUCGCCUGGCACUGGCCGGGGUGGUCCGUCUGCCCGCGUACCUGGGCGUCCACGUGACUCGGACCCCGGGCGACGACGCUCACCUCCAGGAGGCAGCCUUCCCACUGAGGGUGGACGCACUGCAGCUCUGCAGCCCGGCGUUACGCGAGCGGCUGGGGCCCGGCAGGAGGCGCCUCCAGGAGAUGGAACGCAGACGCCGCAAGCACGGCGAGCAGGACAGCUCCUGGGGCAGCACGGCCUCGAAUGACGACGACGAUGAUGAGGAUUACGAUGGCUCCUUUGAUGACGACGUGGGCUCCAACAACAGCGGCUGCUACGACCUCCGCGCGGUCGUAUCGUGGACGAGGCCCCGUUGGGAGGAGGAUGGGGGUGGCCAUUAUGUGUCCUGGCUGCACUGGGAUGCAGGCCACUGGUGGAAAUGCGACGACGAGAUUGUGACGAGGGUGACCUCCGAAGAGGUCCUGUCGCUGCGCGCCGGACGAGGAGGAGGUGGUGGCGACGCGGCGUGCUUGCUGCUGUACGGCCCGCCGGGGUCAGCCUCGUCGGGGUCAUCCUCGCCGGGGUCAGCCUUGCCGGGGUCAUCCUCGCCGGGGUCAUCUUUGCCGGAGUCAGCCUCGCCGGGGUCAUCCUCGCCGGGGUCAUCCUCGCCGGGGUCAGCCUCGUCGGGGUCCGGCCCGCCGGGGUCAGCUUCGUUGGGGUCAGCCUCGCCGGGGUCAGCCUCAUCGGGGUCCGGCUCCGACUCGUCGCUCGCGUAGCCCCCUCGAGCCAUGUGGGUUAAGCCGCUCGGGCAAAGCUUCUCACCGCGUCUCCCCGAACCCCCGUUUCACUGCUCGCGGACUGCCUGGAGUGGUUGGUUGGUGUAAGUUGGGGAUGGGUGACACGUGUGACACGUCUUACACGUGUCACACGUGUAAUACGUGUAACACGUGUUACACGUGUAUGUGUCGUGGGGGAGCGGUGGUGCAGCGCUUAGCACAGCACGCCGACGAACAAGGCCACCCGAGUUUCGAUUCCCGCUCACGGCCACCAACAGCAGCGAUGAUUAUCUGAAACGGUCCUGGACCUCCCCUAGUGCGACUCAGCCUCAAAUGAGUACCUGGUACGGUGUGUAAACAUCGCCACUCAGGAGACAAACACGGCGUGGUGUUGCCCCCCCCCUCUCGUGGCGUGUCAGCCUUCAUAGAUGCUCGCUAACAGCACUUGCCCCAAAAGUCUGCUAACAGCUAUAUGGGGGAUCUUUGUCCUUGCCUUGUGUGUACCUGGCUAGGAAUGCGCGUGGUUGUAUCGUGUGGGAUGUUAAUGAGCACGAAGCACCCUCCCACCAGCUGACGCGGCCUAACGAGAAUACGAUCCGCUGCCUGCACAAAUGUGCCAAUGUGUUUUUGAUUUGUAUUUCAGUACCGCUAUUUAUUAUCCUGUUUGCAGCGAGUUGUGGUGUGGGUUUCAUAUUAUUUGUUAGUUUGCACAUUCCCUCUACCCUGCGAUGUUCUGUAACUACCACCACUGCCGACGCUUCUUGGGCUGCUAUAUGCAACUAUGGGUUUCAAUGUAACUCUAUGGAUAUCUCUGUAACUCUAUGGAUUUAUAGCCAACUCUAUGUAACUCCGACGUCCUCUAACCUGCCGACGCUCUUGGGCAGUGGCUCUCCCUGGAAAAAAAGAGCUGCUUAGCUCAUUGGUGAACUUCUUUUGCACCGUACAUUGCCAACGAUACAAGGCGGCCUAGCCCAGCUGAAAAGAUUAAAGUCUGAGUGUGUAUCACUGCAAGGGGCCUCUUGUUGCGGCAGAAGUAACUGUGCGUGUCUUUGUGAAAAGAUGGCCCGCUACCACAGUUAUUGAGAAGCCCUAUUUGGUCCCUGGGAAGGCAAAUGUGCCCCACCCCUGACGCAGACGAUGGGCACACGGCUCGCGAACAUGCUUUACACG